UUUCCGAACGCAGUCUCUUUGUGACAGAUUUUCUAACCUCAAUUAUUUUGACGGUUCGCGGGAUAGAGCAACAUUUUUUCUGCUGAAUUCUUCCGUUUCGAAUUAAAACGUGUCAAAUGAGUAUUAUUUUCAUCAAGAUUCGCGGAGGGAGAAGCCUGGAUUCUAAAUAAUUAUCGAUAACAGAGUACAUACAAUACAUAUUAAUGCAUUUCGUGUGAAGCUCAUAGAUACUUCUUUGAAGAAAAAGAUGGAUAUCGCCAAUCCUACUCCUCAAGAUUUACAAACAAAAUUGUACUUUCUAAUGGAACAGUUGCAACAUAUGGCUGGAGAAUUACCGCCAAAAUAUCAGAUGCGAUUGCCUUAUGAAUUAUUAUCCGGUUUAGCAAACUCAUUGUUAAACGAUACCAUUUUUGAGAUAGUGAAAGGUUUGAUGGAGAUACAGCACGUCACUGAAAAGCAUCUCUUCCAACAACGACUCCAGCUUUUGAAUCAACAGAAGAUUGAGUGUCAAGAAGCAUUAUCAGCAACAGUAGCAGAUGACAAGUUGAACUUAAUAAAAGCCACACUGUUUAAGAAACACAAGGAGGAGUUAAAGGAAAUGGACAUGAAAUUGGUAUUGCAAUUAGAUCAAAAAGUAGCUGACCAGCAAAGUAUAUUGGAGAAGGCUGGAGUACCAGGAUUCUAUGUGACGAACAAUCCAGUGGAAAUUCAAGUGCAAAUGAGACUGUGCGACUUCAUAAUUAGACUCACCAAGAUGGACAUACCAACUUAA
Messenger RNA from Mycetomoellerius zeteki, 772 nucleotides. RefSeq names its product gonadal protein gdl (gene gdl). The coding region runs from base 248 to 772 and encodes 174 amino acids. Lineage: Eukaryota; Metazoa; Arthropoda; Insecta; Hymenoptera; Formicidae. The record is from RefSeq and is a predicted model, not a curated record. The transcript has a single exon.